Molecule: messenger RNA, 291 nt
Organism: Ascochyta rabiei
Lineage: Eukaryota; Fungi; Ascomycota; Dothideomycetes; Pleosporales; Didymellaceae
Exons: 1
Coding region: 1-291 (96 amino acids)
Molecular function (GO): protein binding
Source: RefSeq, a predicted model, not a curated record
AUGCUGGCAGCAGAACAAGGACGCAAAGAAACAGCCAGUUUGCUGCUUCUUUCCGACAAGGAUGACUCCCAUGAACGGAGCGAGGAGGGAAAGACAUUUGUGAUGUGGGCUGCAGGUAAUGGGCGCAACGACAUAAUUGAAGCACUGCUUGACACUGGCCUGGUGAAUAGUUCAAAGAAGGAUAAGAACGGCUUCACGCCCGAGAGGUGGGCAAAGAAGCACAGACACACAGAGGCAGCUCAGCUGUUCGCUCGCUCACGGUGGGCCUGGACCAGUGGUACCUACACGUAA